This is a messenger RNA of Vanessa atalanta (red admiral), 1437 nucleotides long. RefSeq names its product Kv channel-interacting protein 1. The transcript is spliced from 7 exons. Lineage: Eukaryota; Metazoa; Arthropoda; Insecta; Lepidoptera; Nymphalidae. The record is from RefSeq and is a predicted model, not a curated record. Bases 574 to 1209 code for a protein of 211 amino acids. Gene Ontology annotation, molecular function: calcium ion binding.
GUGCCCGGGCCGAGACGGACGUGCGCGGGGGACUGUAUCGAUUUUUCCCGAGCCACAACGAAAUCGCACCAAAAAAACCGUACGAACACCUGACGGUGCCUCGUUUUUUAACGCCAUGAAUAAAAAAUACAAAAUCCGAUGUAAAUAACAUUAUAAAUGAUACGUAGAGUUGUAAAUUCGCCUCCUAAAUCCCGGACUAUCGUGUACAAGGAUCAGAGGGAGAGGUUCGCUCGGAAAAAGGAUAGGCAGAUACAUAAAACGUUUUCGUGUCAUAAUUAAAAUUGUAAUUGAAAAUCUGUGUUUUUUUUUUUAAAUAACGUUCGAUUUUCGAAAUCGUUAACAGAUUAUAACGUGGUCAGUGUGUGAGGAGGUUUAAAUGUAUUGUGCAUUUAAUAAAAUAGAUGCUAUAUCCUGUCCGGUACCAUCCAUUAAUAAAUUAUAAGUGAACUCGACGUUAUAAAGAACCCAGUGCAGAUUAAAAAUAUAAGUGUCAAUUCGAGUGUCAAGGUAGAAUGUGCUAGCCACAGAUAAAAGAAAACAAGACAGAUGUGCAAGUGAGUUUAAUAAUUAAUAAUGGCUACGCCGCCGGAGUCUCCUGUUGAGGAGCAUGCUUAUGAAUUGGAACCGAAUCGGACGCCGAAACCGAUUCCAGUUGCUUUGGAAGAGUUAUGCAGACAGACCAAGUUUACAAAACAGGAGAUAAGGGUCAUGUAUCGAGGUUUUAAAACGGAAUGUCCCGAAGGCGUGGUCCACGAAGACUCCUUCAAAGAUAUAUACGCGAAGUUCUUCCCACAUGGUAACUCGGCGUUAUACGCGCACUAUGUGUUCAAAGCCUUUGACGUCAAUUGCAGUGGCGCUAUCAGCUUCAGGGAAUUACUCGUAACCCUGUCAACACUUCUCCGUGGUUCCGUGUACGAGCGUCUUCGUUGGGCAUUCCGGCUGUACGAUGUUGAUGGUGAUGGUGCUAUUACCAGGCAGGAGCUUGGCGAAGUAGUGGUGGCUGUUCACGAACUGUUAGGGAGACGAGCACCACCAGGAUCACCGGCUGCAAGAAUAGAUGAUGCGAAAGCUAAUGAACAGGUGGAUCGAGUGUUCAGGAAGUUGGAUCUGAACCAGGACGGUGUGAUAACGAUCGAGGAGUUUCUGGAGUCGUGUUUAAAGGACGAAGUGAUCACACGGUCUCUUCAGAUGUUCGACACGGUGCUAUGACGGCAGACUGACGCGGCGCAAGUGCGCGAUACCAGGGUCGUAAUAAAACGAACGGCAUACCACAACUGUCAGUGUCACGGGCUCUACAACAUGGCGGCGGCGUGGGUUUACCGCGCAAACUACGCGCGUUACGUCGCCGCCCUCGAGAACUUCUACCGCCGCGUCCUGAAGCCGAGGAUCAGGAGCGUUCUGUUUUUCCAUUUUUAGAUUAUUAGUGUUAUGCCUCAU